AUGACCGGUGGCGAGGGGACAGCGCAUGCAGCCGUGCAGCAGCUGACACCAAAUCAGUCGUCGACAACAGCAACACUGCCGCAGUACUCGGUUCCGGCAGCUCAGGUGUUCGGAGGAUCCAAGUACAAUCAGCUUUUGAACAUAAUCGAAGAGCUGGGUAAGGAUAUUCGACCGACCUACACCGGCAAUAAGCUGAGUUCGGAACGUCUGAAGCGUAACAUAAUUCAUGCGCGAAUUCUUGUCCGUGAAUGUAUGCAAUCUUCAAUUGUGCUCCACGAGCGACCAGCAGCUCUUCAAAUUAUCGAUAAGCAAUCGUUGGAAUUACUUGUCACAACCUAUCAACUUCACGAUGAAAAUAGCCGAUACUCUGGAUCUAUUUAUAAGCUAAUUGGAUGUAAAAUUAUCAAAAAAUUAGCUGUGCCGGCUGGGAUUUUUCGUUUUGAUCGUCACCCAAACAGCCCAACUAUCACUGCCGCUCUCACAAAUGGAUCAGUUGGUAUUGUUAGCUGCGACCUGAAUUCUCUUAAUACACUACCAGUGAUCAGCAAUGGAAUGUUGCUCUCGAUUUCGAUGGCAGCUCAAGGCGACGGAGCCGUAUGCUCGGAUACACAUGGCCAGCUACAUGUUGUCUGCAUCAGUUCAGCUGUGCCGGCUGGGAUUUUUCGUUUUGAUCGUCACCCAAACAGCCCAACUGUCACUGCUGCCCUCACAAAUGGAUCAGUUGGUAUUGUUAGCUGUGAUCUGAAUUCUCUUAAUACACUAGCAGUGAUCAGCAAUGGAAUGUUGCUCUCGAUUUCGAUGGCAGCUCAAGGCGACAGAGCUGUAUGCUCGGAUACACAUGGCCAGCUACAUGUUGUCUGCAUCAGUUCAGGUAGAAAAUGAAC
Molecule: messenger RNA, 884 nt
Organism: Gongylonema pulchrum
Lineage: Eukaryota; Metazoa; Nematoda; Chromadorea; Rhabditida; Gongylonematidae
Source: the annotation of a GenBank genome assembly